This is a messenger RNA of Otolemur garnettii (small-eared galago), 6136 nucleotides long. It is a transcript of the gene OSBPL3, whose product is annotated as oxysterol binding protein like 3. Bases 276 to 2936 code for a protein of 886 amino acids. Lineage: Eukaryota; Metazoa; Chordata; Mammalia; Primates; Galagidae. The record is from RefSeq and is a predicted model, not a curated record. Gene Ontology annotation, cellular component: cytosol; plasma membrane; perinuclear endoplasmic reticulum. The transcript has 24 exons. Gene Ontology annotation, molecular function: cholesterol binding.
CUGUCAGCUGCUGGUUGAGAGGGGAUCGGAGUAGCCGGGUUUGCUUUCUCUUCCUGGGUCUGUGCGCUAGCCCCGGAGCCCGGCAUCGGGGAACUAGGCGGUGUCCCUGGCGGCAGAGCGCUCAGGUUUGAGGAUUUCCUGUGGAUCAUUCAAAAUGAUUUUUAGACAUACUGGAUAAGAGCUGAGCCACUGCCUGCGUGGGACUUCUUCUCUGGGCUCCAUUGUCUUCUGAUGGCGUUUUGACUGUGUCAAGGCCAAGUGACUAGCUGCUCACCAUGAGUGAUGAGAAGAACCUUGCUGUGUCCCAAAAAUUGGUCUCCCCUUCGAGAAGCGCAAGCAGCUGUUCCUCCAAGCAAGGAAGCCGGCAGGACAGCUGGGAAGUGGUGGAAGGACUGAGGGGGGAGAUGACUUACACCCAAGAGCCACCAAUUCAGAAAGGAUUUUUGCUGAAAAAGAGGAAAUGGCCCUUAAAAGGCUGGCACAAGAGAUUCUUCUAUCUGGACAAAGGAAUCUUGAAAUAUGCCAAGAGCCAAACUGAUAUAGAGAGAGAGAAGCUGCACGGCUGCAUUGACGUUGGCCUCUCAGUGAUGUCUGUAAAGAAGUCAUCCAAAUGCAUAGACCUUGACACCGAGGAGCACAUCUACCAUCUGAAGGUGAAGUCAGAAGAAGUCUUUGAUGAGUGGGUAUCCAAGCUCCGUCAUCACCGAAUGUAUCGUCAGAAUGAAAUCGCCAUGUUUCCACAUGAAGUUAAUCACUUUUUCUCAGGGUCCACGGUCACAGACUCUGCAUCUGCAGUGUUUGACUCCAUUUCAAGUAGGAAGCGUAGCAGUAUAUCAAAACAGAAUUCAUUUCAAGCUGGAAGCAAUUUGUCAUUUUCUUGUGGUGGUGAGACACGAGUUCCAUUAUGGUUACAGUCUUCAGAGGACAUGGAAAAAUGCUCGAAAGACCUGGCACACUGCCAUGCCUACCUGGUGGAAAUGAGCCAGCUCCUACAAAGUAUGGACGUCCUGCAUCGGACCUACUCGGCACCAGCUAUCAAUGCCAUCCAGGGCGGAGCUUUUGAAAGUCCCAAAAAGGAAAAAAGAUCGCACAGGAGGUGGCGGUCCAGAGCUAUUGGCAAAGAUGCUAAAGGAAUGCUGCAGGUCCCUAAACCUUUUUUUGGUCCAGUAAGACUGCACUCCUCCAAUCCUAAUUUGUCAACACUAGAUUUUGGAGAAGAGAAAAAUUACUCCGAUGGCUCUGAAACCUCAUCAGAGUUCUCUAAAAUGCAGGAAGAUCUGUGUCAUAUUGCCCAUAAAGUUUACUUCACUUUAAGGUCAGCUUUUAAUAUCAUGUCAACGGAGAGAGAGAAAAUGAGGCAGCUGAUGGAGCAGGAUUCCUCCUCCUCCCCUUCUGCUCAGGUCAUUGGUCUGAAGCACGCCCUGUCAUCCGCCCUAGCACAAAACACAGACCUUAAAGAACGCUUACGCAGAAUCCAUGCCGAGUCUCUGCUCCUCGACCCCCCUGCUGUCGCCAAGUCGGGGGACAAUCUGGCAGAGGAAAAUUCCGGAGAUGAAAACCGAGCUCUGGUCCAUCAGCUUUCCAAUGAAAGUAGACUCUCCAUCACUGACUCCCUCUCAGAGUUUUUUGACGCUCAGGAAGUUCUGUUAUCUCCAAGCUCUUCAGAAAAUGAGAUUUCUGAUGAUGAUUCCUACGUCAGUGAUAUAAGUGAUAAUCUUUCCUUAGACAAUCUCAGUAAUGAUUUAGAUAAUGAAAGACAGACCCUGGGGCUCGUUCUUGAAGGUGGUGGGGAGGCAAAGUCCAAGAGAAGAACUUGCUUGCCGGCCCCGGGCCCCAACACCAGUAACAUCAGCCUGUGGAACAUCCUGAGGAAUAACAUAGGGAAGGACCUGUCCAAGGUGGCCAUGCCGGUGGAGUUGAACGAGCCCCUGAACACGCUGCAGAGGCUCUGCGAGGAGCUGGAGUACAGUGAGCUUCUGGACAAGGCCGCACAGAUUCCAAACCCCCUGGAGAGAAUGGUGUAUGUGGCGGCCUUUGCCAUAUCAGCAUAUGCGUCCAGCUACUUCCGAGCUGGGAGCAAACCAUUCAAUCCGGUCCUUGGAGAAACCUAUGAAUGCAUUCGUGAGGACAAGGGCUUCCAGUUUUUUUCAGAACAGGUCAGUCACCACCCACCUAUAUCUGCGUGUCAUGCUGAGUCUAGAAAUUUUGUUUUCUGGCAAGAUGUAAGAUGGAAAAACAAAUUCUGGGGCAAAUCCAUGGAAAUUGUCCCAAUUGGCACAGCACAUGUGACUCUGCCAGCUUUUGGAGAUCAUUUUGAAUGGAACAAAGUGACCUCUUGUAUCCACAACAUCUUAAGCGGCCAGAGGUGGAUUGAGCACUACGGAGAGAUUGUCAUCAGGAACCUGAAUGAUGAUUCCUGCCACUGCAAAGUGAAUUUUAUAAAGGCGAAGUACUGGAGCACCAACGCCCACGAGAUCGAAGGCACGGUGUUUGACAGGAGUGGGAAGGCGGCGCAUCGGCUGUUUGGGAAGUGGCACGAGAGCAUCUACUGUGGAGGCUCCUCCUCGUCCACUUGUGUCUGGAGAGCGAAUCCCAUGCCAAAAGGCUAUGAGCAAUAUUAUGGCUUCACACAGUUCGCGCUAGAACUAAAUGAAAUGGAUCCAUUGUCAAAGUCUUUUUUGCCACCUACUGACACUCGAUUUAGGCCAGACCAAAGGUUUCUAGAAGAAGGGAACUUAGAAGAAGCUGAAAUACAAAAGCAAAGGAUAGAACAGCUACAGAGAGAGAGGCGGCGGGUCUUAGAAGAAAAUUACGUGGAGUACCAGCCUCGGUUUUUCAGGAAAUCGGAUGAUGACUCUUGGGUGAGCAACGGCACCUAUUUAGAACUUAGAAAGGAUCUUGGCUUUUCCAAACUGGAACAUCCUGUCUUGUGGUGAAAAAGUGAAAAAGAAGAAGAAGAAGGAAGAGUUGGUGUACUUCUGUGUGUGCUUCCUGUGUCUGCACACGUAAACGAUAUUCUCUGGAAUGAUCGCUUGUGCUUAGCUUAGCCUUGUAUUUAAGUAUAUAUUUUCUUCGGUGGGUUUCUUCGCUAUAUCAAAUGUUAUCAGGAUUGUUUAUAUGAAUGGAGAACACCUUGGCAUUUCUUUUUAUAUAUAAACUAUUUAAUAAAAACGAACGAUUGAAUGUUAAUGUGUGGGUUAAAAAAAAAAAAGAAGCUUUAACACUAAUUUUCCAAAGGUUAGGGAAAAUUCAAAUCAAAUUUCUGCCUUAUAAAUUAUAUUGGAGGAAAAAAAAAAAUCAACCUCUCCCAGGUGCGGUAAGAAAUAAGCGAAAUACCCGGGGUCACUCACCCAUGCGGAAGCUACCCAAGUUUAAUUUGGUGGCUGAGAUAUCUUUUUGCCUCAGACAGCUCCUGAGUUGCUCAGACAGAACAAUUCUGUUGGGGCUGGAGUCUGAAGAAUAUUUUCACGUGCAUUUUAGUGACUGGGGUGGGGGUGUAAGAUUCAUGGGAUGUGUCUUUGUAUAUGACGGAUAUGACACCUUCUUGAUAAAGAAGCCUCUGAGCUCAUUCUUCCCUGUAGUUCCUAUUGCCUUAUGUGCAAAAUCAUACACUCUUGCUCAGAGAAUUUAUCGUUAAUUAGAGACUUCCCCCAUUAAUGAAAUAUCAUAAUGGCAUCCCAUAGAAGUAGGAGGAAAUUUCUCCUUAUCAGGAGCUGAAUCCUUAACAAGAAAUGACUUCCUGCUUCCCACUCCGCCCCUAGCUUGCCCACCCCUCCUGUUUGACCCUCUCUGUUGAGUAGGGAGUGUCCCUGUUUAGAAAAAAAAAAAAAAAAACAUACAGUUCAUUCCACACGGCAGUUUGAUUUUCUAAAAGUUUAGCAAAAUAACUGAUCGUUUUGAAUAUCUCAACAUGUUUUUUUUAAAUACUGUUCUAGUAUUUUCUACCUCUUAAUAAGCACUGUAUUUUAGAUCUUGUAUAAAAAGUUGGACCAUCUGCCUUAUAGACAAACGUAGAGAAUUGAUGUUCUUCCUUCGUGCUGUAUUCUGAUAAAGCUUUAAGUGUCUUAGCCCUUUCCUACAAUUUCUUGUUAUUCAUAUCACUCUUUUUUGGGUUUUGCAGCAGUCUUGAAUAAUAUUAUAAUUUCUAAAAGGGGAAAUUUUGUCUUUCUAAAUGUGUUAUUUCGAAUUACAGUAAUAUAAUUUGUUUAGUAGUUGAAUGGUAUUACCAAAGCAGUUCCACCCUCUGCCCAGAUUAUGUUAAAACCAAAGCCUAAUUGUUAAGCCUUUUAUUCUAAUAACCAUAACAAUCCUAAGGACUAUCAGAUAAAAGGAUGUGGUAAAAAGCUUUCUCCAGAAAACAUUUUUAGAUAUUCACAGAAAUUCAGGGCAUAUGGAAUGUUAUAAGUGAAGAGGAGACUAAAAAAUAGGAAAAGAAUGGAGGAUUUUUCAGUAUCACACCAAAUAACCAGCUGGACAGCAUUGCAUUUUCAAAAUGGAGAGUUACUUAAAGUGGGUCUUCUCAACCUGCGAGUGACUGGCAUUUUAAAACCACUCAUUAAAUAUGGGAUUCAUUUAUUCCAUUUUACGGAGACGCCAAGAUGAAUACAAUGUGAAUGUCAUUUCCAUUUCUAAGCCUUUGAAUGACAUAGUCACGUUGUUUGGUAUGUGUUUUGUUCCUUCCUUUUCAAGUAUUUAUCCAAAUUCAGCUCACAGACUGAGGAAGCGGGAUAUAGGUUUAAGAGUCCUCAAGGGGAAAACAAACCCGGUGUUCAAAUGUGAGGGUAAACGUAACCUUUUAGUAAUAUUGGCUGUUAAAUUGACUGUUACAGAGGCUGGCUCAAACAAGAAAACAACAACAAAAACAAAGCAUACAGCCUGAAUGGAGGUAGCAUUGUCAUGUGGGAUUUGGAAAUUCUUUAGUUGUUCUGAUGCUAUUAUUUCAAUUUGUCUUAUGCUUUAUUUUGGAAUCAGAAGGACACUGGACCAAACAUCACCUUUGUAGUCAUCUUACUUGAGAUGGGGCUGAGGAUGAAUUACAAUAUGAUACAGAACGUAUGCAGAUUUAAAAGUCUACGAGUUAGUGCCAGCAUCUACAAAGGACUUAGCUGAACUUUAACAGCUUGGUGAUGCAUCUUGAUGUAUAAGCUUAAAACUACCUUCAGAGGGAAAUGGCUUCUUUCCUUCUGUUCCUUUUCUCAAAAGCAUCUUGCCACCAAAUUUAUAUCUCCACAUUUUAUGUUUUUAAGAUGAAGAAAACAGGAGCAUGGCAUUCUUUGGGCAGAACUGAGGUAGAAUUUAAUUUUCUAGGCUUUUAAUCACCCUAUCAGAUAAUGCCAAUCACUGCACCAUUUGAGAUGCAUAUCUUGACCUCUCUUUUAUUCCUCAUUAUGCCACCCUAAAUUUCUGGUGAAUUACAAAAGAAAUUCUUGGAAACAGGACUUUGUGCAGGCAACCACCCACUUCAUCUGUGCACUUCAGAUGAUGUUCCCAUUGCCACUAUUGACUACCCCAAACCACUGGAAUUCCAUCCAGCAAUGAGCCACCAGUCUCCAGGGGAGCAGGGGAGAUCAGUUCCCUCCCCAGGCCCCACAGCACCCCAAGGUUGGUAUUUCCCUGAGUCAAAGCUAAUAAUAAAAGCCUCCACGCAGCCCCUCAGUAGAGUUCCCACCCUGCAGCCAGGCUGGCUCUGGUCCUAACUAAAGAGAAGAGAAUUCACUUGCAGGCAGCAGGUACCAGGAUGCCUGGGCAGCGCUGCGGUCCUCCUGUACUUCAUAGGGGACUCUGCAAGGAGAAUAUACAAGAUGAUUUUCUUUGAUGUUUACUUCAUUGGGGCUGCUGCUUUUCUCCUUUUCUACUUUUAAUUACUUCCAAUAAAUUAUUUGCUUGCGCUUCAAGCACUGUCUUUCAUCUGUAUUUUCCAGAUAUAUGGUGAGUGACCCUGUUCUACUGUUAAAGAUGUCAAGCCUAAAAGAAAAAUAAUCAAGUUUUGAUUGGGCUGUGGAACUUUGGGUUAGGCCUGCUACCUACCACGAACAAGUUCCACGAUGCCUCUAGCUAUCGUAGAAUCUCCUGAAACCUUGCAGUUAGGAACAAAAGCAACAAGUUGUUAGGAUCUUAGGAAUAAUAGUUCCGAGGU